GUGUGUUUUUCCUGUUUUAACUCGUCGGCUAGGAUGAUAAUUUUUCUUGCAUUCGGCGGGCAAUGUUAACGAAGGCAGCGACGGAUUAAUUUAUGCGAGCUCAGUUAAACACCCUAGAAAGUAUUUCGAUCGAGUAAAUAGAAUUGAGAAGACAGUUGAUAUAUUUUAUAAAGAUGUUCUGUGUUAUUCAAGCACAGCUAAAAUUUUUGCUGAUUUCUGUAUGUAUUCUGUUAGUAUAUGCCAAUCAAACAGAUGUAUGUGAAGCAAUCUGCAAAUGUUCGAAACAUAGUACUAUAAAUUGUACUAAUCAGAACUUGACUUCGAUUCCUCAAGCAAUUCCGGCAGAUGUCGUAACUUUACUCCUGGAAGGAAAUAAAAUUGCAAAUAUUGAAAAUGGUUCCUUGGAAGGACUCGACACAUUAAAGACUUUAUUCCUGGGAAAUAAUAUGAUUACAAAUAUUGAAGAUGGUUCCUGGAAAGGACUCAGCAAGUUACAGAAUUUAUACCUGGAAGAUAAUAAAAUCAACAAUAUAGACAGAGCUUUCAAAGGCUUGGACAAUUUACAUAUCUUAGAACUGAGAAACAAUAAAAUUACAACCAUUGAUGAACGGUCCUUCCAGUUCCUUUCCAAUUUAAAAGAAAUAUAUUUGGACAGUAAUAACAUCACAUAUAUUGAAAAAGAAGCUUUCAAAGGCCUUUACAAUUUAAAGGAGCUGCGUCUCCCAUCAAAUCAUAUUGUAACUAUUGAUGAAAGUUGGUUCCAGGACCUUACUAAUUUAACAAGCUUACACCUUGCUUACAAUGAAAUAAGGAAUAUUGAAAACGGUAGCUUCAAAAACCUUGACCAAUUAGAGAAGCUAGGCCUCGAAGGCAAUGGAAUCACGAACAUCGGAAACGGUUUUUGGCAACACCUUCAGAAUUUAAAGACAUUAAACCUUGCUUAUAAUGAAAUAUCGAACAUUGAAGAAGGUGAAUUCGAAAACCUUGACAGUUUAGAGAAGCUAGACCUGAGCAAAAACAGAAUUAAGAAAAUCGGAGAUGAUUCUUGGCAACACCUUCAGAAUUUAAAGAAAUUAAUCCUUUCUAGGAAUCAAAUAUCGAAUAUUGAAGAAAGUAGCUUCAAAAACCUCGUCAAUUUGGAGGAACUAGACCUGAGCAAAAACAGAAUUAAGAAAAUCGGAGAUGAUUCUUGGCAACACCUUCAGAAUUUAAGAGAAUUAAUCCUUUCUAGGAAUCAAAUAUCGAAUAUUGAAGAAAGUAGCUUCAAAAACCUCGUCAAUUUGGAGGAACUAGACCUGAGCGAAAACAGAAUUAAGAAAAUCGGAGAUGAUUCUUGGCAACACCUUCAGAAUUUAACGAAAUUAAUCCUUUCUAGGAAUCAAAUAUCGAAUAUUGAAGAAAGUAGCUUCAAAAACCUCGUCAAUUUGGAGGAACUAGACCUGAGCGAAAACAGAAUUAAGAAAAUCGGAGAUGAUUCUUGGCAACACCUUCAGAAUUUAAAGAAAUUAACCCUUUCUAUGAAUCAAAUAUCGAAUAUUGGAGAAAGUAGCUUCAAAAACCUCGUCAAUUUGGAGGAACUAAAUUUGAAGAACAACGAAAUCAAAGAAUAUCAAGAUGGCGCAUUUUCAUUUCUUUCAAGCAUAACUAAAAUUGACUUGAGCGGCAAUAAAGACAUGGUCUGUGGAUGUCAUUUACCAGAACUUAUCGAGCAUAUAAGUGAAACUGACAACAGGAGUGUGACUGUCUUGGGCGACUGUAUAGGGGCUGGCACCACCCCAAUCAAGUUUACCCAUACACAGAAACCUUCUCACUGUAUUACUCAAACGAUUAAUUAUGAGAGCAUACACUGCCACGUAUGUUCAAAGAUCAACUGCACAAAUCCGAUGAACUGCCAAGGUUCAAAGGCUGCAUGUAUGACCACAAUAACAAAGCAUGAUGAACCCAUGGUUGAAAAAAAUUGUAGCACAGAGGAAAAUUGCGUUGAAGCUGAGAGAAGGAAUGUGUCGAAUUGCAAUAAUUGGACUUCUGGCAAUUCUUGUGUUACUUGUUGCCACAAAGAUUUAUGUAACCAGAAGGUUUUCAGAGACUGGACCAGUUUUCAAUUAUAUUUGCUUUACAAGAGGCAAGGCAACAAAAAUGAAAACCUUGAAACCAUAUCUAAAGAAUUGGAGAAGAACUUUUCAAAUAUGCCAGGUAUCUACACAGUCAAGAAUUGUGGUGCGCAGAGCAAGACUGAAGUAUUUAUCAUUCACUGCCAUGUUCCUAAGAAUGUUACAAAAGAACAAGUUAAAGAGAAGGCUCGUGUUAUUUUGCGAUCAAAAGCACUACGUAGUUUGGGCUUUGGGCCAGAUAGCGAAUUAAGUGAUAAAAAGUUUUGCGAUGAAGACAUAACAAAACACAAUGGCACGUUUCAGUGGCCAGUGACAAAAAUAGGAGAUACCGUGAGCAUCCCGUGUCUUGCACAUAUAGCAACAAGAAGCUGUGUUCAGGGAAACGCGGCUACCACGUGUCCUAAGUUGCCCAAACAAUCACCUUUUACUGGUGUCUGGAAAGAAGCAGACAUGUCUCAAUGUAAUAAUACUAAAUGGAUCAAUCCAGAACUCAAGAAAAUGAAAGACCGUCGUAUCAAAAAUUGUCAUAUUGAAGAUUUAUCCAAACAACUGUUAAAUAUUUCCCAGAAAUCAGUUUAUUUCAAAAAAAUCGAUGUUGUCCUGGCUGUAGCUAUUUAUGAGAAGAUAAUGCUAUGUAUACCGAAUGCAACAAAAGAAGAUUUACUUCGUAUCAUCAACAAUAUCAUAAACACACCAGAGAAGAUUUUGAUUGAAGCAGAAAAAUCCAACAGAAGUGUCAGCAGAAUACUGGAUAUUAUUGGAAACGUGUCAGAAAAACUUCAAGUAGAGGAGAAGCAGUUCAAAGCCUUAUAUUCCAAACUUGGCAUUGGUAUUACCAAAGAGAAUAAGAAUACUUUCCAAGGUCUUUUCUAUGGUAUUUUACCGGCAACCAAUAAAACUAAAGCAAAAAAUGUGAUAUAUCAUUUUUCAUACCCAAAUGAUGCAGAAAGCAUAAAAAUGAUGGACUACAUUUCAAUACCGAAGACUUUAUCAAAACAUCUGAAAACCAGCAAUCGGAUUUCGUUUUAUUCCAUGAAUAAUGAUAAACUAUAUAGGGUUAUACAAAGAUCUGAUGACAGAAAAGAUAGUAAACCCGAAAGCUUUAUUAACAGUCGAAUUAUAGCUGCAAAUAUUCCUAAACAGCGCAUAUCCAACCUUGAAAACCCAAUAAAUAUCUCCUUCAAUUUAUUAUAUAAGAAUGGUAGCAACUCACGGUGUGUUUUCUGGGAUGACACCUCGGGACAUGUUCCUCAUUGGUCAACAAGUGGUUGCAAAACUGAACGUAAAGAAAAAGUUUAUUGUUCCUGUAACCAUCUUACAAGUUUUGCAAUACUAACGGAUGUCGACCAGAAUGCCAAGUUAUAUAUUAUAUGCUAUAUUGGUUGUGGAAUAUCACUUGUCUUCCUCAUCCUAACAAUAAUAGUUCAUGCUGGUUUCAAAAAUCUAUGGAAAAUAAUUCCUUCAAAGAUUCUUAUAAAUUUAUGCGGUUCUUUAGCUAUAACUCAUCUUAUCGUUCUUGUUGGGAUGCGGCCAGGAAAAUCCAAUGUUAUUUGUAAGGCAAUGGCUAUUCUGCUACACUAUUUCCUUAUUGCGUCCGCCAUGUGGAUAACUGUAGAAGCUCUACAUAUUUGCCAAGCUUUGAUUGCUACAUUUAGAGCAUGCCAGAGAUCAUUUGUGAUGAAGAGUUCAAUUUCCGCUUGGGGGGUUCCAGGCAUCAUUGUCAUGCUUACUCUGAUAAUCAAAAAAACAAACAACUACAUCAGAAUAACUGCAAUCUGCUGGUUAUCCGAGAUACCUUUUUCCGUUGCUUUCCUGAUUCCCAUGGGACUUAUUUUUCUCAUUAGUCUCAUCCUAUUUCUUCUCAUUAUCGGACGCCUUUUCUCAAUGAAAAAGGAGAAGCAAUGUGAACACAAAACAAGAAAAUUUCGUUUUUUUGGUAUCGUUAAUGUGUUUUUCCUGUUUGGUGCUUCGUGGGCUUUAGCAUACUAUAUCUUUUUUGGUGGAGCGGCCACCGUGUUUAUAUAUAUCUGUGCAAUCUCCCAUGCAUUUCAAGGACUGUUUAUUUUCAUAUACUAUUGCGUGUGUGAUAAAAAUGCUCGAAAUGUUAUCUGCUCGAAUUCAUGUAAUAAAAAGAAAUAUGUAUUGAAUAAAAAUUCCCAGAACAACUCAGGUGAAAAUCCUGAUAAUGAAACAGAAGGUGUGAAAUAUAGCAAUUCAGAAGAUAAAACAGCUGAAGUAAAGUUAUAAAAGAAUAUUUU
This is a messenger RNA of Octopus sinensis (East Asian common octopus), 4369 nucleotides long. RefSeq lists its product as uncharacterized. Gene Ontology annotation, cellular component: plasma membrane. The record is from RefSeq and is a predicted model, not a curated record. The transcript is spliced from 39 exons. Bases 174 to 4358 code for a protein of 1394 amino acids. NCBI's taxonomy places the organism in Eukaryota, Metazoa, Mollusca, Cephalopoda, Octopoda, Octopodidae. Gene Ontology annotation, biological process: cell surface receptor signaling pathway; G protein-coupled receptor signaling pathway. Gene Ontology annotation, molecular function: G protein-coupled receptor activity; protein binding.